CAUACCAAUUAAAACUUCAGCAUAUACUACAGUUCUUGAUAAACUGUAACUCUGUAUGAGCUAUGAGAAAUUAGCUUUUCAACUACGUAGUUGUAAAAAUGGGGUCUUGGUUAACCAAUUAUUUGAUUCUGGUUUUAAUGGUUGAAUAUGUUGUCUCAAAGAUGGCGUCAUUACAUCCUGUUUUAGUAGCUCGUUCGUCGCUGGACUGGAUGCCAAGUAGAGUGAAUUCUCUCUAUUCUGAUGUAGGAGCUUGGAGUGGCAAAUUUAGACCUGUAAUGGAUGAAAUUGAAUCUGAUGAGGCAUUAAGAUUUUAUCAAUUUCUAAAUUAUUUAGACGGUGGAAGUUUUGGUACAGGUCCUAUUGACGAAUUUGUCGAGGCUAUGAAUAGAUUAUCUAAUUAUAUGAAACAACAAAAUAGUAGAGAAACCCAAGCAAGAGGAUUGCGAGAGCUCGAAGCAAUAAAUGGAGAAAAAGGAAAUAGUAUCAAGACAGUUUUGGAAGUUAGUACAGUAAUUAUGAGAAAAAAGAGAAAAUUCUUUUGCACCGGUGAAGUCAAAGAACCUAUUGUAAAUAACAAAAUAAUAUGUAAGGAUAGAAUAUUGUUGCCCAUCGCUGGUACUUCUUGCCGUGAUGCGAUCAUGUAUUGGCAUCCCGAUCUUACAGAAGAACAUUAUUGUGUGGGGGCUUUGGAAUCAAAAAGCCCAGUUCAUAUUAUGGAUAUCGAAGGUGAAAUGUUCUGCAAAGGAGACGAUUAUUCUAAGCGAGAAUAUCUUCUAGCGUGUGAGUUUUAUGAAGAUCAAGAAGCACCAGUUGCUGAUUUGCUUCAAUAUUAUCCAGAUCCGGACCCAGAAAUUAGUCCAAAAUUAUUUUAAAUAUAUUAUAAUAAAGAAUUAACAAAAAAAUUUA
This is a messenger RNA of Galleria mellonella (greater wax moth), 906 nucleotides long. RefSeq lists its product as uncharacterized. The record is from RefSeq and is a predicted model, not a curated record. The transcript is spliced from 7 exons. NCBI's taxonomy places the organism in Eukaryota, Metazoa, Arthropoda, Insecta, Lepidoptera, Pyralidae. Bases 99 to 872 code for a protein of 257 amino acids.